Messenger RNA from Trichoderma citrinoviride, 753 nucleotides. RefSeq names its product polysaccharide lyase family 7 protein. The record is from RefSeq and is a predicted model, not a curated record. The coding region runs from base 1 to 753 and encodes 250 amino acids. Lineage: Eukaryota; Fungi; Ascomycota; Sordariomycetes; Hypocreales; Hypocreaceae. The transcript has a single exon.
AUGGCUCCCAAGUCCAUUAUCGGCCUCCUCUCUCUCCUACCUAUCACGACUGUCCUCGCCCUGGACCCAAGCUGCGCUCCAGGAGGCAACUUUGACCUCAGCCUCUGGAGCCUCCAGCUUCCCACCGGCAGCCCCGGCAAAGUCGACACCAUCAAGAGCAAAGACCUUCAAGGCUGCAAUGGCUUCACCGGCCCCACGUUCUUCACCGACCAGAGCAAUGGUGAGCUCAUUCUCACGGCUCCCGGUAACCCGGACCAGACCGGCUGUGCCACCACCUCUGGCAGCGAGCACUGCCGCACCGAGCUGCGCGAAGUCGACCCCGCGACUGGUCAGAACACGGAUUGGGCCCCGUCCGGAACCAACACGCUCACCGUCACCAUGAAGGUGGUCCAGGCUGAUGACGGCUCUCAUGGUACGGCCAUUGGCCAGGUCUUUGCUGCGGCGGCCAGCAAGCCUCUUGCGGAGAUGUACUACAGCCCCAAGGGCGACAUCACCGUUGGUGUCAAGCAGGGCCCCAGCGGAGGUCAGGCCAUCACCAAGCUCGGAAGCGUGCCUCUGGGCACGUACUUUACCUAUGUAAUGUCGUAUUCCGACGAGGUACUGAGCAUCUCGAUUAACGGAAAGGAGACGAAACUUGAUACCUUUAGCUGGGGCACUCCCAACUGCUACUUUAAGAGCGGCAACUACAACCAGGGCAAGACUGCUAUCACUUCAGAGGUGCAUAUUCAGUCUAUUGCCGUUGUGCACGCUUAG